AUGUCACUUGAACGAGUAACAUCGGGCGAGCCGCCGCGGUUCUUGCUUCUACUACCACCGACACCGUCACCUCCAAACACAGCGGCUUUAAAGUCAGCAUAUGGCGAGACUAUAAGCGAAGUUCUCAAAGAAGUUGCGACCCAUUCGUCCGACACCGACAAAGCCGCAGUCUUGGAGAUAGCGCUUGCAUGUCCACAUUUGAUCGAUGCGCAGGACAAGCCACGAUCGAGUUUAUAUGACGAGACUCAAGCCUUGGUCGCUGGCUUGUACAGGCUUGUGACGUCGACUGCGGCGAGAGAGAACAUCAACGUCGAGGAUCAUGAUGGAGUCGAUGUCCGAGUAAUUCUUGUUGCAUGGUCUUCCGAGAAGACAGCACGAUCACCACAGCAGAAGCCAUACGGUCCCAUUAUCGACAUCGAGACUUUGGCGAGAUCAGGCCGGCAGUGGCAAUUCGCUUUUGGUGUCGAGUCCGAGGCAGGUGCAGGUCUGGUCAAGGCAUUCGUAACUGCGAAAGGCAGUGCCGAAGAAAGCGUCGGAAGGGUGCAGAGCGGACCGGUCAUGAAUACCUCUGGAUCAGCGUCGAGCGAACAACCAUCAGCUACUGCGCCUUCAAAUCCGACGCAUGGGAAGCAUUUUGACACUUGCGUAGGGGGUACAUGGGACCACUUGCACAAUGGUCACAAGCUACUAAUCACCAUGACCAUCUUCGCUGUGGAUGAGCGGCCAGAGUCUGAAGAGCGGAGUGCGAGCGUGUGUGUUAGUGGAGAUCAACUCCACACGAAGAAGAAGCAUGCUGAGCUUUUGGAGAGCUGGACGGAACGUCAGAAAGCAGUUGCGACCUUCUUCAACGCCAUUGUCGACUUUUCGAACCCGGCGACGUCUGGACAACGUCAUGUCAGUAUACGUGACGAUCCAGGUCCAAACGGCAAAGGCAUCGAUGUUCAUUAUCCAAAUGGCUUGGUCGUGAAGUGUACAGAGUUCCAGGACGCCUUUGGACCUACCAUUACCGAUGAGCGAAUAUCAGCGUUGGUCGUGAGCACGGAGACGCGAGCAGGUGGUAAAGCAGUCAACGACAAGCGCAAGCAGCUGGGCUGGAAAGAGGUCGACCUGUUUGAGGUCGAUGUUUUAGAUGCGGAUGAAGAAGGCCCGAGCAAGGAUGGGUUCGAUGGCAAGAUCAGCAGCACAGCAAUUCGAGAGAAGCUUGCGCGUAAAGCUGGCGGCAAAAUGUGA
Molecule: messenger RNA, 1230 nt
Organism: Zasmidium cellare ATCC 36951
Lineage: Eukaryota; Fungi; Ascomycota; Dothideomycetes; Mycosphaerellales; Mycosphaerellaceae
Exons: 1
Coding region: 1-1230 (409 amino acids)
Biological process (GO): coenzyme A biosynthetic process
Molecular function (GO): dephospho-CoA kinase activity
Source: RefSeq, a predicted model, not a curated record